Messenger RNA from Perca fluviatilis (European perch), 3839 nucleotides. It is a transcript of the gene gpr101, whose product is annotated as G protein-coupled receptor 101. Bases 759 to 2102 code for a protein of 447 amino acids. NCBI's taxonomy places the organism in Eukaryota, Metazoa, Chordata, Actinopteri, Perciformes, Percidae. Gene Ontology annotation, cellular component: membrane. Gene Ontology annotation, molecular function: G protein-coupled receptor activity. The transcript has a single exon. The record is from RefSeq and is a predicted model, not a curated record. Gene Ontology annotation, biological process: G protein-coupled receptor signaling pathway.
AGACAAGACCCGACCGUAAGUAGCCUAAGACUGCUGAGGAGGAAUCAAAGCUGAUAAAAUAAUAAAUGUUUGAUCUGCCAUGAAAUCCGAGAGGACCAGCGAAGGAAAGAUAUGCCCGUCUGGAUGAGAGACCCCCGCUGGGUGAAGACACGCAGCGUAUGUUAGCUGAGCCGUGAAAGCUCGCUGCCAUUGACUGGAGCUGAGGCUGAAAUGGGAGCAAAACGAUGAAAACCGAGCGCAGGGGAGUGAACAUCAUCGCGCAAAGCGUCGCAUCACUGAUCAUUUCAAGGUAUUAUACAUCAUUUACAGAUUAGCAAUUCGCGAUAUUUGCCACUGUCAGGACAUUGUCAGCCGAUGCUGAUAGGUUGAACGGUGGCAUUUAUGGUCGCCAGGCAAAUUCCAUUUUUCACUGUGCAGAUGUGGGCUGCAAGAAGAAUAGGGCCUGUUCGAUGGGUGAAGGGUUUAAUAAUUGAUCACGAUGAACAGCAACUUGAUCAUCUCCAGCAUUACAGGCUACACAUGGAUGGGUCUUCUGGACUGCUUUCACAUGUAAUGGAUGAUGAGGCAUGUUUAGGUGAGAUAGGCUACAUCAUGUGAGAAUAAUGAGACAUGCAUGUUGAAAUUUGCAAUAAGAAGGAGCACCUCAUUGUUGUUGCACCCGAGAAAACCAACAAAGCCUGAGCUGGAUUCACAUCAUUCUGAUCAAGAUGGGACUAACCUGACUUUAUGUCAACACUUUGCUGGAUGUGAAGCCAUACAUGCAGACAAUGCCAAGCUCUCAGGCGCCCGAUAUGGGCACAAAUUUCACUGAUGUUCCCUGGGAGCCUGUUUCCAGUCAAAACCCGUUCUGGUCCUCCACUGUUAACAGCGUGGUGAAGAUGGUGCUCAUAUCUCUCAUUGUAUGUGUGUCCUUGUUUGGGAAUGUGGUGGUUCUGCUGGUGUUCCAGAGGAAGCCUCAGCUCCUUCACGUGGCCAACCGCUUCGUCCUCAACCUCCUCUUGGCAGACCUACUCCAGACCAUAUUAGUCAUGCCCUUUGCCAUUGCAGCCACGGUGCCAGGUGUGUGGCCCCUGGAUGCCCGACUGUGCCAGACUCUGGUGGUGCUCAUGCACCUUUUCGCAUUUGCUGGGGUCAAUACCAUUAUAGUUGUUUCUGUGGAUCGCUACCUGGCCAUCAUCCAUCCUCUGUCCUAUCCCACCCGCAUGACCCCUCACCUGGGCACUAACCUGAUCAUCUGCACCUGGGUGCUCAGUUUCCUGCAGAGCACGCCUCCCCUCUACGGCUGGGGGGCCAUUGACUUUGACCACAAUCACAACGUGUGCUCAGUGGUGUGGUCCUCUAGCCUGUCCUACUCUGCUGUGGUGUCCACCUUCUCCUUCUGGCUGCCUGUGCUCAUCAUGCUCGGAUGUUACUGGAUGGUGUUCAGAGCAGCUCGGAGGCAAAACGCACUUGUGCAUCCCAUACAGACACAAUCUUACUCCCAGCCCUGCCCACAGGACUUCCAGGGACCUAGCAGUCCCCAGAGGCAGCCCCAGCCCCGGCAGGCCGAUUCACCUGAUGGCCCCCAUUCAGCCAGGGGGUACCCUGUCCGAGUUAGGCACAGACGCUUCCACUACCACUGCAAGGCAGCUCGUGUAGUUUUCGUGAUCAUGGCCUCAUAUAUCCUCAGCAUGGGGCCUUACAGCAUACUAAAUACUAUAUCUAUGAGUGCUAGAGCAGCUGUACCGCCCUGGCUGUCCUCCCUUGCCCUUGUGCUCUUCUUUUUGCAGUGCUGCCUCCACCCGUACAUUUAUGGUUACAUGCACCGCAGUGUGAGGAAGGAAUUUCUAGCACUGCUAUGUGGGCUGUUCUGCAAACAGGGCCGCCCCAGCCAGAGCUCUGCAGUGGAGAGCUGCUUCACAACUACAGAUGGACGUUUAGGUGCCCACCCUCACCUGCCCAGCCUGACUGCUCGAGUCUUCCCUCUACGGACUUGGGAAGAGUGCACAACAUCCUCCUCUCCCACUUCUGAGAGGAAGUCAAGAGACAGCCGUAAAGAGACCACCUCUACCAGCGUCAGCUCUGAGAGGGAGCUCACAGUCCACAGCAAGCAAAGCACAUAAACUGCCUUGAGGAUUAAUCGGAUAUAGACCAUGUACAGUGUGUUCACACAUAAGCUAACAUGCCUUCUUGACAACAGGGUCAUUCAUUCUGAAGUUGCUGGCAUUAGGGAUAGUGGUAUUACCUAGUUGAUCACCAACAUAAGGAUCUUUUACUAAUUUGUCAUGCGCCUAAGAAUGAUGAAUUAGAAGUUGAAUAUAUCUCAUGAAAAAAAUGACUUGGUCUAUUCAUUGUUGCAUUAUGAAUGUAUAAUAUACUGUCUGUCUGAAUGAAAGCCUAAACAAUGACUAACUUUAUUUUCAUUGGGUCAAACUUUGAGAAACACAGUUUUAAGAGUUACCAAGUGUCAGAUAAGUCUCAAUGUGUGCAGCUGUUAUUUAUGUAUUUUUAAGUUGCAUUAUGUUUUGUCUCUACAAACUAUUGUAAGUAUUUUAAAUGAAUGAAAUUAUUGUACUAGCUACUGUUACAGCAAAUGGGCAUUCUAAUAAAUCUAAAAUUUAAAAAGAUUCAAAUUAAAGUAAAACCAAGGAAAAACCUUUGCCUGCAGGUCUUUAAAUGUUUUUGUUUAGUCGAGAUAGAAAUUGUUAUGUUGGAUCAAAGCGGUUGGUGUUCUGACCACUUUGCCUUAAUCAUGGGCCAUAUAUGUCUUCGAUAAGGCAUUAAUCUGCAGUAUCUCCUUUAAACUUAUUGUGUGUUGUAUCCUCUGUGAUCCUGCCUGAGGGUACAGUCUUUGUGUUAGUGCAAGCAAGCGUCGCCUGUAAGGAACUCAGGGUAUGCUUGUGGAACAACGCCCAUCUCUGUUCUUGAAACUUGUAGAGCAAGUAACCGUGUGUGUUUAUGUCCCUGUUGCAGUAACUGUUCUUAGUCUCAAAUUGCCUUUUGAGCAAAUGAGUAGAAUAGAGAUUUAGUAUGCCUGCCAGUUACAGAACACACCAGAAUCCCUCUCCCUGAGGGGAUGGCCACAUUGUCUUAGCCUCUUUGUUUUCUUUAACUCAAAUAACAUAACCAAGGUGGAAAUGUUGCAUCUUACUGUGGUGUGCCACCGUAUAUCUGGACUCAGUAUUUGCUGCCUUUGUAAUGCCAUCCUUUCUUUGAGGAAGCAAAAUAUUUUUGUUGUAAAAAAAAUACAGAGAGCAGGGUAUGAUAAAACAUGACUCCAGUGGAUUUAACGUAGGCUGCAUGGCGCAAGAUCUUAUGUAACAGAGUCAACAGUUUCUUACAUUCCACUGAAUACCUGUACAGUAGAUUUUGUAAAGAUACCUCCUGAAAACCCUGUGUGAUUAAAGAUGAUGAGUACUUAUGUAACUCAUUUAAGAGAAAUGCAGUCCAUUGAGUUGAUUGGAUAGAUAAUGUGUUGCCAAAGGACGUCAAAGGUGCAUCACCAGCCAGGGGGCUCCCAGUGUGUUGUUAUUAUUAGUAUCAUUAUUGUUAUUAUUAUUAGACUGUGAUAGUUUUCUUGGAAACAAUUCACAAUUUAUGGGACCUUGCUGGACUGGUGUGGAUUUGAGCUUUGGUUUAUUGAAAAGGUCAGUGUAGAAAUCCAUACUACAGUAUUAUAAAUGACAAUCAAACUUGUAUAAUAAGUUUGUCAGUGUUGCUCUGUAAAAGACAAAAUGGGUAAAGUACAAUAUGUAAUAAAGUGUAUCAUAAAAUAAGAGAACAUUUUGUUUUUAAGUGCUUUAAAACAUAUAUACACAUAUUUUUGUGAUCUUUGUGCUUUUGUAUUAUUUCUGGUUUCA